GUGACCUUUCACCUUUCUCGCCUAACUUCAGUUCAGCCGAAUGUUUCCAAGUGAGCGAAGUUAUGGCGAGCGUGUCCCAAUAUUUCUAUGAGCUUGCGGAGGAAAUCCCGGAUGACAAGUGGAAGGAUGUGGCACACCAUCUGGGGUUGAAGCGAGCCAAGGUCAGUGCUAUAGAUGCAGAGAACCGGUACCUGAAGGAGAAGAAUAUGAAGACUUUGGAGGCCUGGCGGCUGAAGAACGGCAGGAACGCCACGAUACCGUGCCUGAAGAGGGCUCUCCAUGCUGCGGAGGUGGGCUGGGUAGCAGACAGUGUGAUAGAUGGAAUCAGAGAGGAGGAUCUCCCCUUGAAGUCAGGAAUACAGGAGGAAACAAAACAAGAGAACAGCAGCUGUACAACAAGCCAUGGUGCCACAUACACCAGGUCAAAUAUCACACCACCUUUCCAACAGCAAGAAGGUGCACUCCUGGGUAUGGAGGGUGAUAUGAAACAGUUACAAAUAGCUGACAAACAUCUGUCUUCCUUGGAGCAGCCUACUUCACCUCAAAGUGCAUGUGAGAAAGCUAAGAGAAUGCAAGGAUCCGGAGUCCAGACAGUGGGAGGUCCUGCAUGUGGUGUGACACUCCAGCCCUGUUCUCUACAGUUCUUUCACCAGGUAUCUCAGGACAUGCUGAGAGAAAUUGAACGUUUCUCCAAACUGGAUGAUCACAAAGACCGUAGUUGCUGUAUUGUGUUCCUGAUGUCUCAUGGCCAGGAGGGCUGCAUCAUGGGAAGGGAUGGCCAGAGGGUCAAGCUGAAGGAUAUCUUCAGGCUUUUUGAUAACAUUCAUUGUGAAAGCCUGCUGGGGAAGCCAAAGCUUUUCUUCAUUCAGAGUUGUCGUGGAGCCAAUGUUGAUAGGGGAACAGUUCCUCCAAGAGAUGUGCCAGAUGCAGUGGGGGUUCUGAAAGAGCAGACUCUGAGUCGUCAACUGUUUGGACCAAUGGGAGUUGGAGAGGAUGUCCCAGAUGCUGCUAGAUGUGUUGAUCAGCCAACCAGGACAGACAUGUUCUUUGGAUAUGCAACACAAGAGGGAAACAUGGCCUUCCGAAAUGAGACACAAGGCAGCUGGUAUAUCCAGGCAAUGGACCAAGUGUUCCGGCAACAUGCUAAAGACACUCAUGUGGCAGACAUGAUGACAAUGGUGAACAGACUAGUGGCUGCAAAGACGGCACAAAGUGAGAACUCAGACUACACAGGUGGCAAGGAGGCAUCCGAGUACCUCUCCAACUUACAGAAAAAUCUCUACUUCUUUCCUGGCCUAUAAAUCUCAGACUCUGCUAUCAACAAGUUGAGCGAACUUGAGCCAUCUGGAGCCGCCUUUCUAUGGAUGAUGUAGCUGCAGAAUCUGUCAAUGCCUUCAGCUGGACAGUCACUGGAGGGGGAUGGAGUAUAUGCCUUGCUCAACAUCAUAAACUGUCAACAUAAACUCUGGACUUUAGCUUAAGCGGAUCAUAUAGGGCCUGUCAUUGUGAUAGGAUGAGUGGACAUCCUGUGUAAUUGUAUGAGAGACACCCCAGCACCUGGAAUGGUUCAGUCUGCAUGUCACCAUGUGACCCUGAUUGGAUGUGGAGACUUUCAGUAAAUUGCUCCGCACAAUUUUCGUAAUUUUCUCCCGCCCUCCCAUCCCAGUGUUUCUUUAUUUGUCAACUAAAAACAGCAAACAUUAAAGAACUCGCAACCGCCAUCCCCAGGCUCCUGUCUCUUCGGCUCAGUUAAAUCUUAAUGACAUGCCAUUUUACAAGAUGUCUUAUUUGCAUGGGAAAUAGUAAUGAAAUAUGAACCCAAAACACACAGACAAGUAUGUUCACAAGUUUUGUGGAAUAACAGAUUUAUUUUAGUAAAGAGUGCACCAAUAUAUUACAAAAUCUGGAUAGAUGCCAGUAUUACCUACCUGAACAAUCUGUUGUAUGAGGAUGGAUCUUUUCUUACAAGCAAAGUCCUCACUCACUCACUCACUCACUCAUUCACUCUCACUCACUCACUCACACUCACACACUCACUCACUCACUCACUCACUCAAUCUAAAUGACUUAACCAAGGAUUCAAGGCAAAUAAUGAAUUACAACUCUAUGAAAGCGGCCAUACCCAAAAAAUGGAAAGACA
Messenger RNA from Branchiostoma floridae (Florida lancelet), 2140 nucleotides. RefSeq lists its product as uncharacterized. The record is from RefSeq and is a predicted model, not a curated record. Gene Ontology annotation, molecular function: protein binding; cysteine-type endopeptidase activity. Bases 63 to 1301 code for a protein of 412 amino acids. Gene Ontology annotation, biological process: signal transduction; proteolysis. NCBI's taxonomy places the organism in Eukaryota, Metazoa, Chordata, Leptocardii, Amphioxiformes, Branchiostomatidae. The transcript is spliced from 11 exons.